UCGGCUUUCACUAAUCGGUCCAUAAUUCAGUAUUUCGUGUUAAAUUUUAUCGACUUUACGCGAUAUAUAUUUAUAUUCGACGUGAUUAUCUCGUUUUACGUUACAAGUGUAAUCAUUUUCUGGAAAAAAAAAUUAUAUCAAAGCUAGGUGAAGAACAAUAUGAAGCCCGAAGAUGUACAGUGUACAAAUGUAAAGGACAACCCGUCAGAAAGUAGCAGCGACGAUCCCAGUACCAAGAAACUAAAGCAGAAAAAAGGCCUCCUGAAACUUCAACUCGGUAGAACAUUUAGUUCCGGAUCAUUGAAGAAAUCGAAAAGUCCUGGUUUGAGUUAUUCCGAGCAAAAUUCACCAAUGAGUUUGCCCAGCUCACCCCGAGGGAGCCCGAAUCACGGGAGUCCUGUUUUCCAAAAACCGAAAUCAAGAUCACCCUGGUACAACUUCACUCAACAUCGGAGUAACCGUUCACCAUCUUCCCCGUCAAACUCAUCCACAUCUUCGAGGUGGUACGGGGAGGGUUCGCUCCCACAGACCCCGAUCAGUCCGAUGGAAUGUUACGACAGGGAAAAAAUUGCAAGAGGAACUUUUACGUACGAAAAGACAAAGUCGAGGAGUUCGUGGGCCAGCAUCGGUGGCUCGCGACGAGCGUCUUCUUCGCUAUCGAAUUCACCCGUUCGCCAAUCUUUCGGUGGUGGAUCUCGCGGGUCCUCCGGUUCCGUACCUCACUCGCCGAUGACGCAAAAACAGAUCGACGAACUGAAAAAGCUUUUUGCCGAUCACAAGUCCAAAUCAAAGCACUCGUUGUACACUUCCGGCAAGUCACCCCGCCACAGGUCCUUCACUUCGCUCCCGAACUCUACCAGUGGAUACUUCAAAUAUUAUCCCAACAACUCGUCACCGCCUUCGCCCUCCAAUCAGAUUAUUCGAAAGAGCGCUACAUUCACCAGAAUUUCCACCGAAGAUCAGCUAUGGAGGCAACAGCUCGACCAAUCAGUUUACUGCACUUCUGAACCAAGAAGAACGGACGAGACGCAAAACAGCCGCGUUAAUUCAGACAAAGCUAAGGGAGCUACGCAGCCCGAGCACCUGUUCGAACUUCUUGAAAGGGUGCAGAGCUCGCGUCUGGAUGAUCAGCGUUGCGUUCUACCUCCAUAUUUCUCCCAGACGUCCAGAGAUGAGAGACCCACGUCGAGUCCGGCCGGUGGCAAUCAACCCCUUACUCCGACGCCGUCUCCGUCACCGGUCGCCGACGCUCCCAUCGGAAAGGCCCUCAUGGAAGCUGCGCUUCUUCAGGCAGAAACAAUACCUCCACCUUUGGUAGUAACACCUCCUGGUUAUUGGGUCGAUGGCACCGAUCAUCAACACACCCUGGACUCGUCCGGAAGAGCUUUGUUACCGGCUCAUCCGGCCUCGCAAUUACCAACAAUAGAUCAGGACGACACGGCCAAAUAUUACCGACGUUUUUACGUGGGAAGGGAACACAUGAACCUGGUGGGAAGGGACCCGGAUCACGGACCGGUACUCGUCUCGGUGAAGGCGGAAUCUGUCGCGGGGCAAGAACACUGGAGAGUACUCCUCAGACUCAGGGCCGGUUCGAUGCACGAACUCAUUCCAGCUACCGCUCUCGGACCAAAUCCCUCGCCCGUCAGGAUGGUCAAGAUGCUGAAAGACGGUCUGACCGUGAACGCGUUGUCUCCUGUGAUUUGCUCAGGAGCCGGUGCGAUGAUCGCUCGUUACGACGAACACGCUUUGGACACCAGAUUUAAAUUUGGAGUUCUCCAUCAGCGCGCCGGUCAGGUGACCGAAGAGAAACUUUUCGGUAACCGGCAAAUGACGCCGGCGUUUUCCGAGUUUCUGGAUCUCCUUGGCCAGAGGAUAAAGCUCAAGGAUCAUAAAGGGUAUCGCGGGGGAUUGGAUACCCGACACGGUCAAACUGGCGACUCCGCUGUAUACGAGGUGUUCAGGGGGCGAGAAGUUUUAUUUCACGUCGCAUCGCUGCUACCUUAUAGCCCCGGUGAUUCUCAACAGCUACAACGUAAACGUCACAUCGGUAAUGACAUCGUCGCCAUAAUAUUCCAGGAAGAACAAACACCCUUCAGUCCCGACAUGAUUGCCAGCCACUUUUUACACGCUUUUAUAGUCGUACAGGUCAUCGAUCCUUGCACACCGAAUACCAGGUACAAGGUAAGCAUCACUGCCAGAGACGAUGUUCCACCGUUUGGACCGGCGUUACCCACACCCGCUGUCCUAUUUAGGGGUGUCGAAUUCAAAGAGUUUCUUCUCACGAAACUCAUAAAUGCCCAGAGUGCAGCCUGCAAAGCUGAAAAGUUUGCUAGACUCGAGUUGCGAACCAGAUCAGCGCUCUUGGAAGCCUUGACCGAAGAAUUGCAGUUGAAGACUGUAGAUUUUCUCGGAGGAGGAGUUAUCCCGUGUCCAGUCAGUCCUGCCGCAAGUGAAGUCUCCGCGUCAGGAACCAGCAGUGGGAGCGGUUCUCGAUUCAUAGACACGGUUCGCAAGGCCCUGAUAUCGCGGGUGCGAAACGCAUCGACGGAUAACGUGCCGCAACAGCUCCCGAAAAAAGGCCAAUCCGAACCCAGCCCUCCUUGCAGUAAAUCGAGCAAACGUUCCAUCGAACCAACGAGUCCUCUGAGCUCGCCAGAUUUAACUUUGAGGAGAGAUUCGGACCGCGGUAGUCCCAGUCUCGGCAGUCAAGACAGCAGUCAUUCUACGACCGAGAAUCACGACAGCAGUUUGGCAACUUUGCAACACGACGACACCGACAGUAGACGCGAGUCUACGAAUAAUUCCGAUAAAAUUUCUUUCCAACAUUUGACACAUGAAAAUCUUCAUAAAAGAGAAGGGGGGUGCCCGAGGUUGACAGAGAAAUUUGAAACGCAUAGAGUGGUGUCGGAGAGCGACGAUAGUUCUUUGAACAGCGAAUUGGAACUCGACCAAGCCGUUUACCCCGACAGCGAUACCGGAUUGGAGUCGAUGAGCUCUGCAGAAACACACGAGGUCUCCCAGUGCCCUCAAAGAGGUGAACCCGAGGCUGAAGCCUUGAGGACAGAAGUCACGAGGCUCAAAUGCGACAAACUUGAUCUACUCAGGCAGAAUGUGACUUGCCAGCGGGACAUAAAGAGACUAAGGGAGAAAGAACUUCAGCUGCAAUCGGACCUGACGGCAGCGUCGACAGAGAUCUUGCGACUCAGAGGGAUGCUGAAGGAAUGCUCUACCAGCGUACCUCUGGACAACAACAAUCAGCAGACAUCAACCGUUUAAAAAUGAAAAGAAAAUUGCUGACGGACGAUUUACCACCUCUUUGUAGAAAGACAAAGAAACAAACUACUAUACCCUGUAGCCGAUACAUGAUAUCUACAUCCGUUUUAGGUACUGUCGCUUAUUAGAGCCUUGGUCUGAUCCAACUAGCUAUUAGAGAUAAUGUGUAGAUGAGUUCGGAUUCCGAGGUAAUAAUAAUCAUCGUCACCAAUGUUUAUUAUUAUUAAUAUUACCAGAAAUGAUUUACCACCAGCGGAUAGCAGAUGGUUUUGCAGCAUACGAGGAUCAUUGAUAACUGUACAAAUUUUAGGCAUUUAAGCACCGUAACGAUGGCACAAAUUAUUAGGCAAGGGACUUUUGGGCAAUGGUGGUCUGAGUACCAGCCCGCUACUAUGCUUUGAGGAUUAUUUUAUAAUUUCAAGCCAGGUCGACAGAGUAACAUUUGAAUUAGAGGAUUGAUUUUGUUGCCGCGGUGUACCUACUCCGCAGUCAAGGGUUCCCGUCUACGACGGAAACUCUUGAAGGUAUAAAUGCAGAAUAUUUAUAAAUUAAUUUAUUAAUAGUUAUAGGAUACCCAUUAGCGGUCAGUGUUUAGAUAAAUAUUUAAAAGUCUAUUGUUAUUAUAUGAAAAAAAAAAAAAAAAAAUGUUGAGUCAACACUUAGAAAAGAGAAAAGGAAUACCUAAUUAAGUCAAAAACAUAGAUUACUAUGGAUAAGUACUAAGAUGAUAUAAUAACAUAUGCCAAAUUUAUUUUAACAAAAAAAAAAAAAAAUUAAAAUAAAGCUGAAGCUGCUUAGAGUUACCAGCUUAUUUUGUUCACGCAUGCAAUAUGUUGUACUAUUACCUAUUUCUUUUCGUUCACUGUUACACGUUUUCUUUCUCUUUACCUGAAUAAGAUAUCAGUUCGUCUUACAAAAGUAUUCUACUUUUACGGUAACAAUAUGUUUUAUAAUCAUUAGUGAAAUAUCUUUGUACAAUAUUUUUAAUGUUUUGAAACAAAAGAGAAAAAAAUAACUCAUUAUUAAAGAUCUUUCAUUAGCUUUUGUUAAGGAUUAGAUGAUUGUUUGCUAACGUUAACAGUUUUUUUGUAGAUUAGCUGAACCAAAUCGUUUAGUUCAUAGAUUCAUCUGCAUUAUUAAUUAUUAUAUUACUAUACUGCAUCUUAUGCCACCAAUGUAUAUACUAUUUUUAUUUCUAUUAUUAUGAAUAAUAUUGUUAUUUUCAAUAUUAUUAUUAUUACCGCUACUAAAUUUAGGUUUUAGAUUCAACUAACUCAUAACAAUACCAAAGUUUAAUGUAGUAACAUCACUUUCUUUGUUUCCUACAUUCCCGUUAUGGCUACGCCUAUACUCGUCUGUAUUAAUCUAUACCCUGAUUCUUGUAAAACUUCCGACCGAUUGGUUAUUCGAUUAAAAAUUCCAUUUCAUAAAUAAUUAUGCCGUCAAUUAUGUAACAUUCGUAAAUUUUAGCACAAUUAAUAUUAUUACCUCUGACUUCCAUUCGAAUUUGAACAUGUGUAACUUGGAUUUUACAUCAGCGCAAUUCAUAGACUAACGAUAUCCCGCUAUUUCUGAUUUAUUGAAGCAUAGAAAAACAUCACACGUACAAUAACUGUAAAUAUAAGUAAGGUUUGUUUCAGGUACCGUGCGGUAUUUUAUAAAAAUUUGAUUGUCGCAAAUUUUCGUUGUAUUAUCAUUUUAUUUUGAAUAAUUUUCCUUUUUUUUUUCUUUUCUUUUAGCCGCAUCGGUCCACAUAAUUCGAUAAGCUGUACCCAUGCAGUAUAUGUUAUUUCGAAAAAUGUAAAUAUGUAAGGAAAUGUUCCGUUGUAGCUUUUUGGGUGAAAACUAAGGGAUGGGAAAAAGAGAGAGAAAAGAAAAAAAUACAACAUUAAGAAGCAAGAUCUCCUUACCGAAAGCUUGAACUUAGUUUACCAUUUCUAGUGUGAUUUCUACGCUCGCCUUGCAGAAUCAAAGAAAGAUUACCUAUAUGAAAAAUAAAAUAAAAUAUAUAACGCAUUAUAUUAUGAGAAAGUAUACUACUACAUAUUAUAUACACAUAUACAUAUAUUUUAUAUAUCUACAUCUUCUACUUCUAUAUCCUAGGUGAAUCGCAAACGUCUAACACUGACUAAUUAUCAAAAAAAAAAAAAAAAUUAGAAACAAUAUGCUCUAAUACUGAAAUAGGAAAAUACCUACUUUUCUUAUGAUUGGUACACGUAACUAUAAAUAUUUGUUUUAAUUGUGCACACUGUUGGUUCGAUUUACCACAGUAAUAUUGUUCGCCAAUAAAUAAAACGAUGUACGUAAA
This is a messenger RNA of Athalia rosae (coleseed sawfly), 5581 nucleotides long. Its product is annotated as rap1 GTPase-activating protein 1. Lineage: Eukaryota; Metazoa; Arthropoda; Insecta; Hymenoptera; Athaliidae. Gene Ontology annotation, molecular function: GTPase activator activity; protein binding. Gene Ontology annotation, cellular component: cytoplasm. The record is from RefSeq and is a predicted model, not a curated record. The transcript has 10 exons. Gene Ontology annotation, biological process: regulation of small GTPase mediated signal transduction; activation of GTPase activity. The coding region runs from base 160 to 3276 and encodes 1038 amino acids.